Molecule: messenger RNA, 738 nt
Organism: Durusdinium trenchii
Lineage: Eukaryota; Dinophyceae; Suessiales; Symbiodiniaceae
Source: the annotation of a GenBank genome assembly
AUGGUCUUCCACGAGAGUGAGGGUCUUGGAAGAGCUUCAUCGGAAGGGGAGCAUCACACAGCACAUCUGGGAGCAGCGGAGCUUUGGCUUCUGCAAGGAGCAGUCAGCUGUCCUCAGGAUUUGCAGAUCCAGCACGAGGAAUCUGUUUCCUCAACUUUCCCAGAAGAACCUCUCAUCGAAAACUUGGGAAAUGCGGGGCAUCCAAACUUUUGCAUUGGGCCCUGCCGCUUCUUCGCCCGUGGUGUUUGCGAAAGUGGUGACAUGUGCAACUACUGCCACCUGCCACACCAGGGCCCAAAGCUGGACAAGCGACAGCGCAACUUGUUGAAAAGGAUGCCGAAGAACGAGGGGAUCAAUCUCCUCUCCUUGAGCAUCCAAUUGAAGGCGAAGAGAGCCCAGCGACUGAACGAGCACAUCCAGGUUCAGGAGCUUCUCCAGCUUUUGCAUACAGAGAGCCGAAUUGAGUGUGCCAAUGAGCUUGUCUCCAUGGCUCCCGUCUUAACACGGCAGGACGUCCAGGGUCUUAAGACAAAACUCGCGGCGAUGUCCCUGCCGGAGAUGAUGGGUUGUUGCAACGUCCUUCCUCUCAGGUUCGAGAAGGAGCUUUUGGCGGAAGUGGCACGGCUGCGAGGCCAAAGUGCAGCGAAGGGCUUGGUGUCCCCGCCUUUGGUAGAAGAGUUUGAACUUUUGAAUCUGCAAUCGACCCAAUUAUGCCAUGGAAUCAGAAUCAGCCUAUAG